AUGCAUCUUUUCAGUGCUUUUCUACUGGUCAUUUGCGCUGUUUUCACAGUUCAAGCUUGUAGCUCAAACGGNCAGCCGGGACCACCAGGAGAGAAUGGGCCGGAUGGAGAAAAAGGAGACCAAGGACCACAAGGAGAUCCAGGACCUCAAGGGCGGCGGGGAUCAACUGGACCAAGAGGACCUAACGGACCAAAAGGAAACCCUGGGCACCAAGGACCGGAGGGACUAGAGGGUGAAAAAGGAGA
Molecule: messenger RNA, 245 nt
Organism: Acanthocheilonema viteae
Lineage: Eukaryota; Metazoa; Nematoda; Chromadorea; Rhabditida; Onchocercidae
Source: the annotation of a GenBank genome assembly